Molecule: messenger RNA, 375 nt
Organism: Diprion similis
Lineage: Eukaryota; Metazoa; Arthropoda; Insecta; Hymenoptera; Diprionidae
Product: fatty acid synthase-like
Exons: 2
Coding region: 1-375 (124 amino acids)
Source: RefSeq, a predicted model, not a curated record
AUGUCGCUCGUCGCUGAAAUUAAUGAAAAUCUAAAGGAGCUUAUUAUGAGCGAUACCCUACAACAGGGAAUUAUCUCAUGUCUGCAAGUGCUCAAUGGAUUCUUACAACAGAACUGUCCAGUUGUAUCAAGUAUGGUGGUUCCUGACAAAGUUAUUCACUGUCAUGGGGCUGGAAAUAUCGUCAACGCAAUCCUAAAUAUAAUGGGGCUGAAGGACCUCAAAGCUAUCAGUUUGCACAGAACACUGUCGAAACUAGGGAUGGAUUCUGUGACGGCAGUGGAAGUCGAACAGACUUUGGAAUGUAAUUUUGAAGUACUUCUAACCACAUCCGAUAUUCCUGAUCUUGAUUUCCUCUAUAAUAGGUAUUCAAGAUAG